Messenger RNA from Myotis myotis, 411 nucleotides. It is a transcript of the gene CUNH12orf73, whose product is annotated as chromosome unknown C12orf73 homolog. The record is from RefSeq and is a predicted model, not a curated record. Gene Ontology annotation, biological process: mitochondrial respiratory chain complex III assembly. Gene Ontology annotation, cellular component: mitochondrion. The coding region runs from base 141 to 344 and encodes 67 amino acids. The transcript has 3 exons. Lineage: Eukaryota; Metazoa; Chordata; Mammalia; Chiroptera; Vespertilionidae.
AGUGUUCCCUGCUUUCCUGUCCGGCGGGGCCCCAGACCCCGCACUUUCCGUUCUGUCCGCAGGCCGUUCGCUCCGGCUCCGGAAGCCCCUUCCGCCCGUGCUCUGAGCCGCUGCCGGGCCGUGCCCUCCGCCCACUGACCAUGCCCGCGGGCGUGCCCUGGACCACCUACCUGAAGAUGUUCACCGCCAGCCUCCUGGCCAUGUUCGCGGGGUCCCAAGUGGUGCACAGGUACUACCUGCCGGACCUGACAAUACCUGAAAUCCCACCAAAGCCUGGAGAACUCAAAACGGAGCUUUUGGGACUGAAAGAGAGGCAACACAACCCUCAAACUUCUCAGCAGUAGAAACCUCAAAAUACAACUCUGCCAAGAACUCUGUGAAUAAGUCUUAAAUAUAUAUUUUUAAAAUUGA